Messenger RNA from Metarhizium brunneum ARSEF 3297, 792 nucleotides. RefSeq names its product Deoxyribose-phosphate aldolase. The record is from RefSeq and is a predicted model, not a curated record. Lineage: Eukaryota; Fungi; Ascomycota; Sordariomycetes; Hypocreales; Clavicipitaceae. Gene Ontology annotation, molecular function: deoxyribose-phosphate aldolase activity. Gene Ontology annotation, biological process: deoxyribonucleotide catabolic process; carbohydrate catabolic process. Gene Ontology annotation, cellular component: cytoplasm.
AUGCCAAACGAGAUGAACAGCAUCACAGUCACUCGCCAGCAAGUGGCCAAAAUGAUUGACCACUCUCUCCUCCACCCGACAAUGACAGACGAGGACAUUCUCUCUGGUCUUGGCAUCGCCAAAAAAUACAACGUGGCGACCGCCUGUGUCAAGCCAUACUUGAUCCCCAUGGCCAAGAAGGAACUAGAGGGCACAGACGUUCUUGUCUGCCCCGUCGUUGGAUUCCCCCAUGGCAACAGCACAACCCAAGUCAAGGUGCUCGAGGCCGAGGCCGCAGCCAAAGCCGGCGGCAAGGAAAUCGACAUGGUCAUCAACAUUGGCAAAGCCCUGAGCGGGGAUUGGGACUAUGUCGCCUCCGAGAUUAAGCAAAUCAACACCGUCGUCACGCAAUCCGGCGCCGCGCUCAAGGUUAUUUUCGAAAACGAUUUCCUGCAGAACGAGCACAUUAUUAAACUCUGUAGGAUAUGCUCAGACGUUGGCGUUGCCUUUGUGAAAACGUCGACGGGCUACGGGUUUGUCAAGAGGCCCGACGGGCUGUAUUCGUACAAGGGCGCAACGGUGGCUCACUUGAAACUCAUGAGGGAAUUCUCCAGUCCGCAAGUUCAGGUCAAGGCUGCUGGGGGUGUUAGGACACUGGACGAUUUGCUGCAUGUCAUGUCUUUGGGUGUCACGCGAAUUGGCGCCACGGCCACCGAGGCCAUUAUGACGGAAGCUGAGAAGAGAGGGAUUACGGAUGAACCCACGCAGGUUACGUUUAAGCCGAUGGACGAAGGGGUGGCGGGAGCUUACUAG